ACUCUUUUAUCUCUUCAUAGCUGUCUCUCUGUUGUCAUCACUCUCUCGCUCUCUCUCUCUCUCUAAAUCUCUCACUCUCACACUCUUUCACUCCUCUUCUUAGGUGAACUAGCUUCACUCUUUCUCUCUCUAAGAAAGGCUGCUCUUUUAUCUCUUCAAAAACCCUAUGGAGCUCUUAAAACCCUAGCUUUUCACCUUAGAUCUGCUCUGCAUUACCCCUAUUAUGCACUUCCAGGAGACUCUCUGGAAUUCAUUAGUAUAAAAAUGUCUAACUCCGACCCCAAAACCCGUUCCAAGCCUGGUCCAUGGCUACCUGCGCCUGAAUCCUCCCCAUUACCGCCUUCCUCUUGGGCUAAGCGAACUGGGUUCCGACCUAAGUUCUCCGGAGAGACUAAUGCUAGUGAUUCCGGUCAGAUUUCCCUUCCUCCAAAGCCCAGAGAGCAGUCCGAUAAUCAGCCGGAUCUUGAAGCUGGUCGAGCGAGACCAGCUCCCACGACGACGACUACGAAUACGAAACCAUCUCCGGCUGCUGUGAAUGGUACUGAAACAGCAGUACCAACUGAGAAUAAAGAUCAGACGGUGAAGAGGAGGAGAGACUCUGAUGGUGGUGGGCCUCCUAAGAAAGAGUCGGGUCAUGGAGCUAAUGGACAGGGUCCGGCGGCCCCCACGGAGGGUACGAGGAGAGCCGCGAGGAAUGAGGAAGUGGUUGAUGUGUUACCACAAACUGUGGAGGAUAAUGGGUUUGUGGGAAGGCAUUCCCAUAUGAAAUAUGAGCUAAGAGAUACACCAGGACUUGUUCCCAUUGGUCUAUAUGGGUUCCAGCAUUACCUUUCAAUAUUAGGUUCAUUGAUUCUCAUUCCUCUCGUCAUUGUUCCUGCAAUGGGGGGCUCUUAUGAGGACACUUCAAUGGUGGUGUCAACGGUGCUUUUCAUUUCAGGAGUGACAACACUUUUGCAUACAUCGUUUGGGUCAAGGUUGCCUUUGAUACAAGGCCCAUCAUUUGUUUAUCUUGCUCCAGCAUUAGCAAUAAUAAAUUCUUCAGAGUUCCAAGGAUUAAGUGGAAAUAAUUUCAAACAUAUUAUGAAGAGACUACAAGGGGCUAUAAUUAUUGCUUCAGCUUUCCAAGCAUUUCUUGGAUAUAGCGGAUUGAUGUCUGUAUUUUUGAGGUUGAUCAAUCCAGUGGUUGUUGCCCCAACCAUUGCUGCUGUUGGACUUUCAUUUUAUAGUUAUGGUUUUCCACUGGUUGGAAACUGUCUUGAGAUUGGUGUGGUUCAGAUACUACUGGUUAUUUUUUUUUCUCUUUAUCUUCGUAAGAUAUCUGUUUUUGGUCAUCGUGUUUUUCUCAUUUAUGCGGUUCCACUGGGUCUAGCGAUCACAUGGGCAGCUGCUUUCCUUCUGACUGAAGCAGGAGCCUACAGUUACAAAGGUUGUGAUCCAAAUAUUCCUGCUUCAAAUAUUAUAUCUGACCACUGCAGAAAGCAUGUUUCCAGGAUGAAGCACUGUCGAGUUGAUACUUCUCAUGCAUUGAAAUCUUCCCCAUGGUUUAGGUUUCCUUAUCCCUUACAAUGGGGUACUCCUGUCUUCGAGUGGAAAAUGGCUCUUGUUAUGUGUGCGGUGUCCAUUAUCGCAUCUGUGGAUUCGGUUGGCUCAUAUCAUGCAUCAUCAUUGUUGGUGGCAUCUAGACCUCCAACCCAAGGUGUUCUCAGUCGGGGGAUUGGCCUUGAAGGACUUUCUAGUGUAUUGGCUGGUCUUUGGGGUACUGGAACUGGCUCUACAACCCUAACUGAGAAUGUGCACACUAUUGCUGUGACUAAAAUGGGAAGUCGCAGAGCAGUUGAAUUAGGUGCAUGCAUUCUGAUUCUUUUGUCCCUUGUAGGUAAAGUUGGAGGGUUUAUUGCUUCAAUUCCUGAAGUAAUGGUUGCUGCUCUCCUUUGCUUCAUGUGGGCAAUGCUUACAGCACUAGGAUUGUCAAAUCUACGCUAUAGUGAGGCUGGAAGCUCUCGGAAUAUCAUCAUAGUUGGGCUAUCUUUAUUCUUCUCACUUUCAGUGCCAGCAUAUUUUCAGCAAUAUGGCAUCUCCCCAAAUGGUAACUUGUCUGUUCCCAGUUAUUUUCAGCCUUACAUUGUUGCCUCUCAUGGACCAUUCCGCAGCAAAUAUGGAGGGUUGAACUACCUUUUAAACACGUUAUUAUCCUUACAUAUGGUGAUUGCAUUCCUGGUGGCUGUUAUCCUGGACAACACUGUACCUGGCAGUCAACAAGAGCGUGGAGUGUACGAAUGGUACGACACAGAGGCAGCAAGGAGGGAGCCUGCCGUUACCAAAGACUAUGAGUUGCCCUUCAGAGUGGGCCGGGUUUUCAGAUGGGUGAAAUGGGUUGGGCUUUGAGAGACCAAGGAUGCCUUAGUUAGUGUGAUGCCCAUCAUUGCAGUGUAGAGCUCCUAUUCAAAGGGGAUGAUUUCUGCUUCCUUCUGAUUCCAGAUACAAGUUCCUUGAGCUGAAAUGGUAAAAUAGCAGGGGGAAACAAAAUGAUUUUUCUCACACUGCAUGGCCUUCUUGGGACUAUUGGUUGAGUUAGUUGUGUACAUUUGAGGGUCCAUAGGGAUCUCAUUGUGUUGUAAUUUUAAAUUAUCAACAAUGUAUCUAGUUUUGAGUCAUUAAAAAUUGUCUAGAGGGACUUUCUACUCUUAGAACACUGAGAAUUCAUCCUCAUCAUGUAUAUUUUUUUCUCAAUUAUAUUCUUAACGAGUUUCGUCAACAA
Hevea brasiliensis (rubber tree) is the source of this 2758-nucleotide messenger RNA. RefSeq names its product nucleobase-ascorbate transporter 12. The coding region runs from base 265 to 2385 and encodes 706 amino acids. The transcript has 10 exons. Lineage: Eukaryota; Viridiplantae; Streptophyta; Magnoliopsida; Malpighiales; Euphorbiaceae. Gene Ontology annotation, biological process: transmembrane transport. Gene Ontology annotation, cellular component: plasma membrane. The record is from RefSeq and is a predicted model, not a curated record. Gene Ontology annotation, molecular function: transmembrane transporter activity.